UUCCAGCCGUAGAGCAAUACCAGCAUCUGGACAAGAUGGUACAGCACUUUCUGCGACCGUAUCUACAGUACAAAUCUAAUUUUGAAGCUAUAGCAAAAGCAGUGAAAUAUCAUUACCUCAAAGGUGCGGUCAUUCCUAGCUUUGCUUCAAUAGAGCCAGUACUAGCAAAUAUGAUGUCGGACUUUUUAUAUGUAACUCCCUUGUAUGAAACCUUAAAAUCACACAGUAGAAUAACUCCAAACACAUUCAUGUACGUUUUCAAGGACGAAGAUGAAGGUAUGAAUCAUAUAGAAGACGAAAGUUACUUAUUUAAUAAAACAUUCAAAAACUCUGGCAGGUAUCAGAAUAGCUCGAAAGACCAGAACGUAAUACAGAAUCUCUGCAAAAUUUGGGGCAAUUUCAUCAAACUAAAGAAACUGUUAUCUACUUUCAGAUUUUUGCCACUGGAACUAAAAUGGAAGCAAUUUGGCAAUCAUAAUCAAAUGAACUAUGCAGAAAUUUCUAAAACAGUAGUACCAAAAACAGGUUACAGAAGAAAUGAAAUUGAAUUUUGGAUUCUUCUAUUACCAGAUUUAGAUGAUAUUCAAAAUUUACAUGCUGAAAUUCCACAAGAAGACACUUCUGCUGAAAAAAUAACAUCCAGGGCAUGGAGUGCAGUAGGUCUUGUAAUGCUUUUUGGUGUUCUUUGUGUCUCAUUAGUUGGAGUAGUUGUUAUCACGAGAAGCAGAAUAGCACAGUCUUCUAUACUACCAAUAUCUUCACGCAAAGAUGAUAUUAAAUACAGCAGCAUUUGAUAAUAAUGCAUAAAUAAAUUAUAGAACUAGUUACACUUAAAUUGAAGAUGAAUAUUGGAGUUUAAGACGAGUGUAAUUACAGAGCACUUUAACUGUACAAGCUUCUGUUCAACUACAUUUGUAGAAAGGAUGUUAUAGCAAUAAAAGGGGGGAAUGUUUUUAAAGCAAUACAAGUACAGAUAAAAAACAAA
Molecule: messenger RNA, 985 nt
Organism: Stegodyphus dumicola
Lineage: Eukaryota; Metazoa; Arthropoda; Arachnida; Araneae; Eresidae
Product: carboxylic ester hydrolase-like
Source: RefSeq, a predicted model, not a curated record